UGACGUCUAGUAAAGACCCGGCGUAUUAAGAAGCCGCCUCUUGAAGACGUCGUGUGCUUCUAAAUGCCGCGUGCAUUCAUUGUCUUUUCACCGAGACCGACGGCGAAAAAGAGUGCGCGAGCAUCGAACGUUCCUAGAAAAUAGGGCUUGUGAAUUUUCCAAAGAAGGCCUGGUAAUACCUACGCCGAGGGAUCGUUUAGCUCUUUUUAUUGUAUUUGCAGGGAAUAAAAGCGACAUCAUAGACUGCGGCAAUUCUAUCUUUGCACUGUUAGCUUACGAAACGAGAUUGCCCUUUCUGCCACUAGGGCACGGCCAGUAAACAGGAAAAUAUGCCAAUGAGAGGACUGCACCUGCAGCUAGAACAUUGAGCGCGUAUUUAAAUGCAGGCACUGAAGUAUUGAACGCACACGUGCAAAGAAUUACACGCUUGACGCUUCGCCGACGUCGACACGCUGUGUUCGCAAGAAAAACUGAAGCAAGUUUGUGCCGUGCAAGUGCCAUCACGACAAAAGCAUGUCUAGAGUUCGAACAAUAGCCACGAGCCAUGCGCCCACAACAACGAGCAAGACGACUCUGGACUUGCGCAUAAAAAAUCCCCCGAGCUCGCUUCUGUCUAGUGCAGCCACCUUGGUGACAUGGUUCCGGAUCUUCAUCGGCCACGCUUACCUGUACGGGAUGGGACUGGUCGGCGUGAUUAUCCUGCCCGUACUCGUGGUGAGCCAGCGAGCCCGAGAGGUGUUUUUCGCCUUCGUUUACAUGCUUAUUCAGCGCCUGUGGUGCAGCGACUACGGCAUCGUGCGGCGCGUGGUAAUGACCGGACUUGACGAUCUCGUGUCUCAAGACAGCGCCCUGAGAGAGCGCGGCGCAGUUCGUGUUCUCGAAGUGGGUGCUGCUUACGGGCCGAACUUGCCUUAUGUGCGUCGCAACGUGGAGUACUGGAGAUUGGAGCCCAACGUGAGCUUCGACGAAGGCUUCCAAAAGAACCUGGACGCUAAUAACAAGGUUGAAUUGGUGCGUACUCUUCGCGGACACGGCGAAGACAUGCACAUGCUGCCAGACGGCCACUUCGAUGCUGUAGUGAUCACGUAUGUGCUGUGCACUGCCAUUGACGGGAAGAAGAUCAUCAGUGAAUGCAAGCGCGUGCUCCGGAAGGGUGGCCGCCUCCUUUUCGCCGAGCACGUAGGACACAAGAAGGGCACAUUCGCAAGGUUUAUGCAAGACCUGCUGGCACCACUCGUCCAGUAUAUGACCGGCGGUUGCUACAUGAACAGAGACAGCGGCCGCGUCUUCCAGGAGGCCGGCUUCGAGUAUGUCCAAGUGGAAGAGGUAGACUUGGACCUCCCUUUUCAGUACAGUUACCACGUCUACGGCGUCGCAACUGCGUGAAUUUUCCGAAAUAGCGGGAAAUGGUACCCUGCAACACUUCUCUUGUGAUAGCAAAGAUAGGGACACUCGAAGAACGCUUUUGCCACCGCCUUCAUGUUCCGUAUAUAAAGUCCAAUUCGAUAUAAUCGC
Rhipicephalus microplus (southern cattle tick) is the source of this 1515-nucleotide messenger RNA. Its product is annotated as thiol S-methyltransferase TMT1B. NCBI's taxonomy places the organism in Eukaryota, Metazoa, Arthropoda, Arachnida, Ixodida, Ixodidae. The record is from RefSeq and is a predicted model, not a curated record. Gene Ontology annotation, molecular function: S-adenosylmethionine-dependent methyltransferase activity.